AUGAAAUGCUUAUCAACCAAACGACAUAAAUGUAAUACACAUUACAGGGCCACACCAACCACGAGUGUGACAUUCAUCUCUACCACAUUUCCAACCACAACUACACGAACGACCACCGUCAGUGAAAUUACCUCAACUGCUGCAAUUACGUCCACAACGUCCACGUCCACGACGUCCACGUCCACGACGUCUUCGUCUCCUGCAAUGGGCGCGACUACCACCAGCCAUAGCACUACUUUGACAACUUCUUCUGAAGAUUCCACUAUCGCCACAGAGUCUUUGGAAGAAGGUGGAACUUCAACUUUCGUAAGCUUGAGGGUGAGCUUCAGAUGUCACCUCUAA
Cooperia oncophora is the source of this 342-nucleotide messenger RNA. Lineage: Eukaryota; Metazoa; Nematoda; Chromadorea; Rhabditida; Trichostrongylidae. The record is from the annotation of a GenBank genome assembly.